Rhea pennata is the source of this 2923-nucleotide messenger RNA. It is a transcript of the gene HEBP2, whose product is annotated as heme binding protein 2. Gene Ontology annotation, molecular function: heme binding. Lineage: Eukaryota; Metazoa; Chordata; Aves; Rheiformes; Rheidae. Gene Ontology annotation, cellular component: cytoplasm. The record is from RefSeq and is a predicted model, not a curated record. Bases 224 to 775 code for a protein of 183 amino acids. The transcript has 5 exons.
GCACUUGUGUGGGAGAUCUUCAAUGAGACCCGGAGGAGAAGGCUACAAGGUCCUGGUUUUCAUAACAGCAUCUCCCACCAGUGGGGAUGUGGCAUGGGCGGAGCUUGAUGAAACUAAAAUAAGCACUGGCAUGCAACGUGUGGUGAACGUGAGCAGCCUCAGAAGGAUAGACCACGAUAGCUAGAAGGGUAAGGAGAGCUUAUUUUCCAAAACCUCUGGCAAGAUGAUCAAAUCCUUCAAGCAAACAUUUCUGUCCCUGGAUCUGCAGUCCCCUCGGUGGAGCUCAGCAGAGACUGUGGCAAAGGACUACGAACUGCGUCAAUAUGAGACAGCCAAAUGGGUUAGCACUGUCAUUAGGGGAGAGACCCAAAAGGAGGCAAUGCGCCAGGGCUUCUGGAAACUCUUCCACUAUAUCCAAGGGAAGAAUGAGAAAGAAAUGAAGAUUGAUAUGACUGUCCCAGUGACAUGCCUAAUAAAGUCUGGCUGUGCAGACUUCAAGAUUUCUUUCUUUUUGCCAUUUGAACAUCAGGACUCCCCACCACAGCCCACUGACUCAGAUGUGUUUGUUGAAGAGCGAAAGGGAGCAGGCAUCUUUGUCAGGUCUUUUGGUGGUUUUGCCUCACCAGAGAAAUAUGCAGAGGAAGCUGAAGUAUUGGCCAGAAUCCUGAGAAAUAGAGGCCAGCUAUUCCAUGAAGACUUCUUCUAUACUGCAGGCUAUGACAGUCCCUUCAAGCUGUUCAACAGGCACAACGAAGUGUGGUAUUUUAAGAAGUAAUGGUGUGUUGCGGGGGAAUUAAGCCACUAAUUAGUUCUGGAUGAGAACAGGCCUCAUUAUCGGCUCUUGCUUAGUGCAGAAGAGACUAAAUUUGCAAUGGACGCAGAAGCAGCUCUAAUGCUUUUUAUCUAGGAUGGAAGACUACUCUGGCUAAAAAGAUCUCAGCUCUCCUUUUUAAAAGAGAAAACUUAAAUUCAGGUAGCCCAUACCAGUUGGCAGAGUUGAAUGGAGAUGACAAUUCCACUCCUUUUACUGAAAAAUUCUGGGGAGACCUUGUGAUUUGAAAACAUUCCUAGAGAACAAUUUGAAUCUGUAGUUUUAACUUCUCAUUUUAAGUGCUACACUUACAUUGUUCCAAGUGUUAUAGAGAGCUUUUCAGAGCUGACUUCUCAUAUUGAGCUCACUCUUGAGACAACAUAGAUAGGGAGAAGUACAUUAAAGCACUUUUCAGAGAAGAAAGCUGCCAUUAAUGAGUUCUGAAAAGCAGCAAUGCUGUAAGCAGGCUCUACUGCCUAAGUAUUAGUACUACAUUUUUUAUAGGGUUGUCAAACACCCAUCUUCCUGUUCAUACUUUUCUUCCUAGCAGAGGCUGCAUGCAGUCCUGUUUUAGACUAAUGCCAGUGACCAGAUGAGACUGAGAAGCCAGGGGAGAAAGGUUAACAGAGUCCAAGCAAUCUGCUUACUUUGUGUACAUCUACUGUACAUUCAUAACUGAAUUCUUGCCUUUAUGGUACUUUCAUAGUUUUUGAAACAUACAAGGAAUACAGCUUUAUACAUGAAAGAGCUAGCAUUUAAGUGCUACUUCAACUACUUCGCUUUGCCCAAAUCUAUGCAUGAUUCAAGCCAACGCUACUCUGCCUUAACACUAGCAGUAAUGGAAUGUCUGAUACUCUGCACAUGUCAGACAAGUUGGAAGACACUUGCAGAACUUGUUUCCUUAAUUCUGCCCUAAAUCAAGCUUUUGAAGCUUUCAGAGAAUAGCCUGAAGCUUCAACAACAAGCUAUUCAAGUCAGAAAGCAGUUCAUAAAAACAAGCAAGAGUUUACAAGAUUUUAUUGGCUCUAAUCAGUAUCAGAUAUUAUCACCACAAAGCCACGGCAUUUUACAGCUGUUCAUGAAGUGUAAACCCUUGGUCUGCAAUCUUCCACCUAUUAAGACAGACACAGGAACUGUUAUUGGGCACAAAACUGACAAGCAGCUCGCUGGGAACAACUCAGACCUUAGAUUUUCAUCUCUGUUCAGAGAGAGAGUUCAAGCUAAGGUUUUAAUCAUCACUUGUUCCAGCAAAGAAAUUUCAGUACUUCUGUAGUCAGAUAAUACUCACCUUUUUUGUUCCUCAUAGCAGUUUCAAAGCUGCCUCCCAACCUAGGUGAAGAAAACGGGCUUAAUAUAUGCAGCAGCACUACUGCAAAAAGUUUCUUUCAGUAGCUAUGUAACCUCAGAAAGAAUGGAACGGAAAUGGGUGAUAUCACAGUAAUUCAUCUGGCAGAAUCAAAUUUCAUCACUGGCUACAAAUAUUCCCCAAAGUUCUUAGGGAAAAAUUGAUCUGUUGUAUGAUCUUACCUAAUAAAGUUGCAGACAGAACAGUCCUUUCCUGAGGAAGAACAGAAUUGUUUUAGAAUGGCAAACAUCACUAUAUGCAAGUUGAAUUAUACAUCUAUGAAACUGUAUUUAUCAAACUAAUUACAGCUUAAAGGAGGCUACAUUUCAGGUGCCAGCUGACAAUUUCAAAGUAUAGCAUUUAAGUAUGAUUUAAAGCUUUAUAGGUCCUAGCUGAAUUUGAAACAGAAUUACUAACACUAGAAGACUAACAUCAUAAGAAUCAGGAAAAAGCACAUAGCUACUCAUCUGUGAUACUGCCCCUCUGCAAAGUCUUGCUCAAUUACAAUGAGUUUUGAUACCUACAGCUAGAACUUGAACUUAAUCCUAAAUCUGUUUACAACCAAUAUAACCAAGAGCACUUUUUUUUUGUACUGUCAGUCCAUAGAGUAGUCAGACGCAUCAGAUGGGAGCAAUGUUUGUUACUGUGCAUUCUGUUGAAUUAUGUUACCCAUAUUGUAUUGGCUGAAACGCCUCAUCACUGAUUUAGUUUCUUUACUACUUCCGCUAUAUGAAGACAUCAAGCAAUAAAAGCCAUAUUUUUAGUCA